GGAGAGGAGGAGGAGGAGGAGGAGGGAGGCAGCCAGAGGGAAACUGCCCUGGGGAUUAAUAAGAGGCAGGAGGAGGGAGAGGUGCACGCAGGCAAACAUCUGGACCAUGAAGUUGGCCUUUAGCUUGCUUCUCCCACUUGUUCUUGUGCUGAUCUCAGAGGUGAGUGGGCAGCGGAGGAAGCCUCCACGGAAACCCACCCGCCCGCCUCCUGAGCCCGUCGAGCCUGUUGAACCCGUGGAGCCCACCGAGCUGCCCCCACCCCUGCCGCCUGGCCCACCCUCCAUCUUCCCUGACUGCCCCCGAGAAUGCUACUGUCCCCCAGACUUCCCCUCUGCCCUCUACUGUGACAGCCGCAACCUACGGAAGGUCCCCAUCAUCCCAUCCCGCAUCCACUACCUCUACCUCCAGAACAACUUCAUCGAUGACCUCCCGGAGGAGUCCUUCAGGAAUGCCACAGAGCUGAAAUGGGUCAACCUCGACAACAAUCGCAUCCGGAAAGUGGACAGGCGGGUCCUGGAGAAGCUGGAAAACCUCAUCUUCCUCUACAUGGAGAAGAACCAGCUGAAGGAGGUGCCUGCCUUCCUGCCGCCCAACCUGGAGCAGCUGCGCCUGAGCAGGAAUCAGAUUUCCAAGAUCCCUGCUGGGGUCUUCAACAAGCUGGAGAACCUGGUGCUCUUGGAUCUGCACCACAACAAGCUCAGUGAUGGAGUUUUCAAUAAAAACACCUUCAAAGGACUCAAGAAUCUCAUGCAACUCAACCUUGCCCACAACAUCCUGAGGAAAAUGCCGCCUGGGGUGCCCAGUGCCAUCCACCAGCUCUUCCUGGACAGGAACAACAUCGAAGACAUCCCCAGUGACUAUUUCAAGGAGUUUCCCAACCUGGCGUUCAUCCGACUCAACUACAACCAGAUCUCUGACAAGGGGCUCCCCAAGAACUCCUUCAACCUCACCAACCUGCUGGUGUUGCACCUAGCUCACAACAAGCUCACCAACGUCCCUUUCAUCAGCGCCAAGCUGGAGCACCUCUACCUGAACAACAACUCCAUUGAAAAAAUCAAUGGGACGCAGAUCUGCCCCACCUCACUGAUGUCCAUCCAGGAUUUCUCCCCCUCCGACCUGGACAGCGUGCCCCGGCUCCGGUACCUGCGGCUGGACGGGAACCUCCUGAAGCCCCCCAUCCCCUUGGACCUGAUGAUGUGUUUCCGCCUCCUGCAGUCCGUGGUUUUCUAGCCCUGCGUGCCUCUCCUAUGACUUGGCUUUGCACAAAGACUUGAACCCCAUCAGCUUUUGACACUCGGGACUCUCUUUGCUUCCCCCUUCCCUUGCUCACACUCUGGCCUCUCUGUUCCUCAUCCCCUCCCUCCCCCCUUUCCUUGCCUGCGGUGGCUUCUGUGUACCCGGGGGUUGUCUGCAGGACAGCAUCAUGUUGCAGCAACUGUCCCAGGUCCCAGCAUCAGCCUGGGCUGCAUGGGGGGCUGUCACCUCUCACUAUGCUGUCACACUCCUGUCACCCUGCCCCUGCCCUCACCCCCUCCCCUCCCCACUUGGCCCUUUGCCAGCACUGGAGCUGGCUUCAUCUCUCCCCUGGACCUGGCAGAGUUUGGGGAGGAUGGGCUCGGUCCUAGCCAAAGCGUGUCCUGGUGGAGCUGAUGAGGAGGCUGUUUGGGGAAGGGAUGGCACAGGAGCGAGCGGUGCUGCAGGACAGCAAUCACACAGCCCUGUGAUGGAGCUAUUUCAGCUCAGAGCAGCAGUAUUCUGCACAAACACCAAACCCAAACAGCCACGAAAGCCGAGACCGGCCUAUCUGGGGACAGCUGCAUCCCUGCGCUCGGGGCUGCAGCACGCGCUGAGGCUGACUCCCGGCUUUGGGAAGCGCAGCCCUCCGUCCCCGCACCGCCUCCCAUCAAUCCAAGCGGGUUCUGCGGUCACCUCCAACCGACGGCGGCGGAGCGGCGCUGCGGGUCCCAG
This is a messenger RNA of Centrocercus urophasianus (Greater sage-grouse), 1969 nucleotides long. It is a transcript of the gene PRELP, whose product is annotated as proline and arginine rich end leucine rich repeat protein. Lineage: Eukaryota; Metazoa; Chordata; Aves; Galliformes; Phasianidae. The transcript has 3 exons. The record is from RefSeq and is a predicted model, not a curated record. Gene Ontology annotation, molecular function: heparin binding; protein binding. Gene Ontology annotation, cellular component: extracellular exosome. Bases 107 to 1231 code for a protein of 374 amino acids.